Carassius gibelio (silver crucian carp) is the source of this 1674-nucleotide messenger RNA. RefSeq names its product cytosolic phospholipase A2 gamma-like. Lineage: Eukaryota; Metazoa; Chordata; Actinopteri; Cypriniformes; Cyprinidae. The record is from RefSeq and is a predicted model, not a curated record. Gene Ontology annotation, cellular component: nuclear envelope; nucleoplasm; cytosol. The coding region runs from base 1 to 1674 and encodes 557 amino acids. Gene Ontology annotation, molecular function: calcium-dependent phospholipid binding; calcium ion binding. The transcript is spliced from 14 exons. Gene Ontology annotation, biological process: glycerophospholipid catabolic process.
AUGAGUUCAUCCAAACUCCAGGAAAGUGAGGUGAGAAUCGCACACUCUCUACAUAUGAAGGAGGAGGAGUUUGUUGUCAAAAGGAGAAAAAAAGUUUUUCACAGCCUGAAGAAACUCCAAAUAGACUGCAGUCAGGAUAAAGUGCCUCACUUUGCAUUACUUGGUUCUGGAGGAGGACAAAGAGCCAUGGUGGGUUUGCUGGGAUCCCUGGAUCAGCUUGAUAAAGCAGGUCUUCUGGACUGCAUCCUUUAUCUGAGCGGAGUCUCUGGAUCCACCUGGUGCAUGGCCUCCUUAUACCAAGAACCAGACUGGUCCACCAAACUAGAGACUGUGAAGGACAAAAUCAUCAGGAGACUCAGCGGUCCAGGAGUCAGCUGGGGAGACGCAUUUGCCAAACUGAAGAAAUAUUACUAUGAGAAAGACCACUUCAGCUUGACUGACGUCUGGGCAGUGAUGGUCGUCACAGAAUAUGUAAAAGAGAUUGACGAACACACACUCACAGAGAAGCAGAACCAGCACAGUGAAGACUUGUUUCCAAUCUACACAGUGAUUGACAAGCAAUGCAAACAGAGUAAGGAGGAGAAAGGUCUGUCAGAUGCCUGGUUUGAGAUCAGUCCACAUGAAGCGGGUUAUUCUCUCACUGGAGCAUUUGUGAAAACAUCCAGCUUCGGCAGCCAGUUUGACAGUGGCUCAAAUACAAAACCUCAGCCUGAAACAGACAUGCUGUACCUGCAAGCUCUUUGUGGCAGUGCUGUAGCUGAUGGAGACGAGAAUAAGAAAAUCCUCUGGCAAAAAAUAAAAGAUUUCUUUAAACAUUUAUUACAGUUGGAGAUGUUUGAGGAAAUUAUGGAAGAAUACCAUAAAGCCCCGCCUGCAAAAGAUGGUUACCAGGUGCUCAUGGAUCUUGUGGACAUGAAUCUCGCUGUUUUAAAUGGCAAAAAUCCUUCAGAUCUUGAUCAAUCCAUCAGAAAAACACUGAAUGAGCUCAGUGGAGGCAAACGUCAGCUGAUUUUUCCUACAGAAAAACUGAAUAUCACUGAUAAACAAGAUGCAACACUGUAUAUGAAGCAAUACACUGAAGAUGUGUGUAAUAAUUUGAGUAGUUGGUUCAGUUGCUGGCCUUUCGAUGUUUGGAUGAGCAUUUGUAGAUGCAUGGCUCAGUGGAUCUGGGGCAGGAAAUAUGACUUUCUUCAAAAAAUGAAUGAUAAAACAGUGCCUUCUACUCUUCUGAAAAGUGAGACAAGAGACUAUGAAGAUGCCGGACUGUUGCUGAACUCACCCUACUUCUCAGUGCUGAGAAAAGAAAGAAACGUGGAUCUCAUCAUUUCCCUGGAUUUCAGUGAAGGCGAUCCUUUUAUGACAGUGAGAAAAGCUGCUGAGAUGUGCAAGAAACAAAACAUCCCUUUCCCUGAAGUCAACAUCCCCAGUGAAGACCUGAAGAACCCAAAGGACUUCUAUGUGUUCAAAGGCACAAACACUCCAACCGUGAUUCACAUCCCUCUGUUUAAUGUGGUCAAUUGUGGAGGUGAUAUUGAGAUGUGGCGUGACAAAUAUGGGACCCUUCAAGAUUCUUACAGCGCUGAGAUGAUCACUGAUCUUAUGGAGGUUGCUGGAAAAAACAUCUCAAACAACAGAGAGAAAUUGCUGGAGCAGAUUCAAGCAGUCAUAAAUUGA